This is a messenger RNA of Schistosoma margrebowiei, 204 nucleotides long. The record is from the annotation of a GenBank genome assembly. NCBI's taxonomy places the organism in Eukaryota, Metazoa, Platyhelminthes, Trematoda, Strigeidida, Schistosomatidae.
AUGAAACCAGUUUUCUGUACAUUACGACAAGCAAUGAUGAAUGGAAUGGGUAAAAUUUUCAAAACGUAUGAUACUUACUCAAGAAAGGAUGAUUUAGAUAAGAAACUUCUUGAAGUUGCCAAAAUCAUUGGUCGACGUAUGGAGAAACGAUUUGAUUAUUUAGCAAUGAAAUUGAAAGAAAUGUUGAUAUAUGAAACUUCAUAA